CGCUGAACCAUCACAACUCUCAUUCCUUGCACUCUGGCUUCGCCUUUAUCCUUUCUCUGACUCUCUUCGGCAUGGGGAACUUGGCGUCCUGCACGCUGGCCAUGAUCCCCAGGGCGGCCAAGGACGUCAGGAUCGUGCUCCCCGAUGGCGGGCUGAGGCUGGUCAGGCCCCCGGCGACGGCGGCGGAGCUGAUGCUCGAGGCGCCGGGCCAUUUCCUGGCCGACGCGCGCACGCUGCAGGCGGGGCGCCGGAUCGAGGCGCUUGCGGCUGACGAGGACCUCGAGCUCGGGGGAGUCUACGCCGCAUUCCCCAUGAAGCGGCUUGGCUCCAAGGCCGUGCCCGCCGACGUUUUCGCCAGCGAGGCUCAUGCCCGGAGGCCCGCUUCGGCCAAGGUGGCGGACAUCGUCGUGGCGCCUACAGGGGUGGCUUCCGUUGCCGCCGAGGAGGACAUCCCACCGGUCAGGACGCCGCGGUUGGAUGAGAUGGCCGUGGACAACGAGGCGGUUGCGGCAGAGAUCGAAGAGCUCAAUCAACGGAUAAGCGGCGGUCGCUUGUCGAGGCGGCGGCCCACGUUGGAGACUAUACACGAAGAGAUGGCAAAGGCCUUCUCUCGUAUUUUCCGUUAUUUUUGAUCAUGUGUAAAAUUUGCCGCCUCCUUUUUCAUGUAUUUUAAAAAAAGGGUUUCCCCCGCUUUAGAUUAUAAAGCAACGUCCAAGCGAU
Messenger RNA from Triticum aestivum (bread wheat), 720 nucleotides. RefSeq lists its product as uncharacterized. The record is from RefSeq and is a predicted model, not a curated record. NCBI's taxonomy places the organism in Eukaryota, Viridiplantae, Streptophyta, Magnoliopsida, Poales, Poaceae. The transcript has a single exon. Bases 72 to 632 code for a protein of 186 amino acids.